AUGGCUAACAAUUACAAGGCUUUUAAGGAUAACUAUAUUGCUGUUAAGCGUUCACAGAUUGAAUCAGCAUUGAUGCAGUUAUUCAGCCAGUUUGCACCCCUUCAAGGAAAAUUGGAAUUCAAGGAUAAGGAAACAUUCAAGCAGGAAAUUGAUAAGAACAAGCUUCUUUAUUUAACCAUUGAUGAAUUAAGGGCAAUGGAUGAUUUACCACCAUUACCAAACGGGGCUGGUGCUAGGUUAUUAAAUGAUGUGAAUGCACCAGUGGCGAAGCCUCAAGCAGCCCCUGCAAAUCCUGCAACCCAACCAGCACCAGUACAACAAGCUGAAGCAGAUGCUGAAGCUGAAAAAAAAAAGGGUAUCAGGAAGCUAACCGCUGAAGAUUAUGAACAGGUUAAGCAUCUUGGGCAUCUUGGGGUAACUGCUGAUGAUUUUGAUGUUGUUGAAGAAAUGGUUCAUAAUAGGCAAAGGUUUUCAACUGAAUCUGAUAUUGCUGAUUAUAUUAUUGCCAAUGAUAUUAAGGGUUUAACCAUUGAUGAAUUGGUUGAUGUAUUGAAGAAGGAAGGCGGUAUAAAGACUGAUACAAGUGAAUUAAGGGAUGUUCUUCAAGCGUUAAAGGAAUCAGGAUUAGCUGAAGUGGAUAUUGACAGGGAUGGAAGGAUUAAGGUUACACCUGUUCCAAAGGCUGAUGUUCCUGAUACGGAUAAGGUAACUGUGAUGUAUAAGUAUAAGAAAAGGCCAAACAUCAAGGGAACAGAAAUUAUUGAAGGAACCAGAAGCUUUUGUGAAAAGUUGAUAACUAAUAAUCGGUUAUAUACGCGGGAAGAUAUUGGUACAAUGUCGGCAAUCUUUGGAUAUGACAUUUAUCAAUUCACAGGGGAUGCAAGCGGCUGGUUUUUUGAAGGUGGUUUAACACCAAUCAAUUCAGCAAGUCAGGGAAAUAUAUCACCACUUGCAAAUGAUAACUAUACCAUCUCUGCUAGUCUUAAUGGAUUAACGGUUUACGGGACUAUCUCAGCAACUACAUAUUAUGGUAAUGGUGCUAACCUUACAGGGAUUGCAACAGGGCCGGGGGGUAGUGAUACCCAGAUUCAGUAUAAUAAUAGUGGUAUCCUUACAGGGUUGGGUACUAGUGAUACGGCUGCUGUAAGGAUUGAAAACCCUGAAGCCUUCAGUACAUUAUUUAUUACACCAUCAACUUCUUCCUUGGGUGCAACAACAGGGUUCUUUGCCGGGACUGGUAAUGGCUUCUUGAUAUACCCCCAAGCAAGACAGGCUUUAAGGGCUUUAUAUGAUAGGGUUUAUGUAUUUGGUGAUUCUGAUGCUGGUAACUUUGGUGUUGGUACUAAUAACCCAACUGCAAAACUUCAUGUAUUGGGGAAUUCAAUCCUUGGAGGUGGUGUCUCAGCAGUUACGAUUACUGCAACUACUUUCUAUGGUGGUACUGUAUCAACGUUGAUAAACAACUUCACAGGUCUUACUGUCAAUGGUAUUAUCUCAGCAACUACAUUAUCUGCAACAACCCUUUUUGGUAACGGUGCAAAUAUUACUGGUAUUGUUUUUCCAAUUGAAGUACUUACCACAGGUGGAACCUUUAAUAAUAAUACCCUUGUAUAUACCAAUAAUACUGGUGGAACGGUAUCAACAUUGAUAAACAACUUCACAGGACUUACUGUUAAUGGUUCAAUUUCUGCUGUAACAAUAUCUGCAACAACAUUUUUUGGUAAUGGUGGUAACCUUACAGGUCUUCCAACAUUUACUGAUUCAUAUUUUACAGGUGGUACAUACUCAGCCGGUACACUUACACUAAGGAACAACACAGGAACCACAAUUAGUAUAUCUGGUUUUAGUACUGGUGGUACUUCAAGUGCUUCAAUUGAUUCUUAUGUUACAGGCGGUACUUAUAGUAAUGGUGUGAUAACUUUCACAAACAACACAGGAACAACAUUUAAUGUUACUGGUUUAUUUACUGGUUCUACAGAUUCAAGAAUAACAGGUGGUACAUUCAGUAAUAAUAUCCUUACCCUUACUAACAAUACAGGUGGUACGGUAUCUACUGUAAUCAACAACUUUACAGGUCUUACCGUCAAUGGUAUAAUCUCAGCAACUACAAUAUCAGCUUCUACCUUUGUUGGUAAUGGUGCUGGUUUAACAGGUGUUAUUGGAAGCAAUGAAAGAAUUACAGGUGGUACAUUCACAAACAAUUCAUUAACCUUAACCAAUACCACAGGUGGUACAGUAUCUACAACAAUAAACAAUUUCACAGGUGUUACUGUCAAUGGUUUAUUAUCCGCUGCAACAAUUACGGCUUCAACCCUUUCUGUUGCUGGUAACGUGAAUGAAGCCUUCAAUGGUAUCAUUGUUGGUUCUUAUUGCCACGUUGAAGGGAAUAAUACAAGUGCUAACGGUUCUUAUGCGCAUGCUGAAGGAUUCCAAUCAAAUGCAAUUGGUGACUAUACCCAUGCUGAAGGUGGUGCAACCCAAUCAUCAGGAACUUAUUCACAUGCUGAAGGGGUGUUUAGCAUUGCAAGCGGUCAAGGAAGCCAUGCUGAAGGAUAUUCGACAACUGCAAACAUUAAUGGUGCCCAUGCUGAAGGUAGUGGUACAACAGCCAGCGGACAGAUGUCACAUUCUGAAGGUAGUGGUACAACUGCCAGCGGUCUUGGUGCCCAUGCUGAGGGAUUAGGAACAAUUGCAGCUGGAAAUAACCAGCAUGUACAGGGAACUUAUAAUAACUCAAACACAACUGCUUUGAUGAUUAUAGGCAAUGGUACAAGCGCAGCGGCUAGGGCUGAUUUGGCUAUAUUCAAUCAAUCAACAAUAGUAUUCAAUAAACCAGUUGGUUUAAGUGUUCAGGUUCCUUUGGCUUCAUUACAUAUUACAGGUGGUACAACAACAGUUGCACCAAUGAUACUUGCUUCAGGUACAACCUUACUUACACCAAUCAAUGGUACUGUUGAAUAUAAUGGAAGCAACUUAUUCUUUACCCCAACUGGUGCAACACGCCAAACAGUUAUUGUUGGUCAAACAGGUACAACCCCUGUUACAACAGGUAGUGUAAAUACAUGGCUUGCAGUAUCAAUAAAUGGUAUUCAAUAUAAAAUCCCAAUGUAUAAAUAA
This is a messenger RNA of Ostertagia ostertagi, 3117 nucleotides long. Lineage: Eukaryota; Metazoa; Nematoda; Chromadorea; Rhabditida; Trichostrongylidae. The record is from the annotation of a GenBank genome assembly.